GGACGUAGUAUCCUGUCACGUAUCCCAAGAUGAAGACAGACACUAUUGCGGCCAGAGCCCCAGCUGCCUUCACUAUGAUGCCAAUCUUGCCAGUGCACAUUCUGAUAUAUAGCCUGAAUGCAACACACCGCAGAACGUUAUCUUACUCUCUGUAUCCAUAACACAAAUAGUAUGAACUCCUAAUCCUAGUGCUGAGACUCAUGUCAUAGGAAAAAAAACAAAGCUACACACACAGUACAUGAUUUGAUGCAGACUCAAAUUAGCUUGACUGAUGUGAGCAGAAAAUGUGGAGGAAUAUUUUUCAGGAAGAUUUUGCCGGGUCAGAAUGUCAAGGUACUACUGGAUCAAAACAUACUCACCUUGUCAUGGGGGACUGCGACGCCUCCACGUUCAUGUUGAUGUUGUCCUCAUUCCAGCGGUUGUAUUGCACACUGCCAGCACCGGUGGGUUCCAUGGGGGAAGUCUUUAGUCUCUUCUGCAGCCAGUCUUUUAUGCCUGUGCACAAGAACUUACAUCAGGUAAUCGAAAACAUGCCUAUUUAAGAACACCAUUGCGAUCAUGAAUGUGUGGAACCUGCCUCUGGGAUUUUGAAAGCCUGUUUUAUGAGAGCGUUAGUGGAGUCGCUACACGAAGUUCAAGCGUUGACUCCGCAGGCCAUAAAUUCAUUUGGUGUCCACUACUUGCAUGCCCUACUGUAUGUUCUUACAACUUGCUACGACAAAGUCCAAUCCAGCUCUGGGUGCUUAACCCUUGUUGGUGUCUACUUCAAACACUUUAAUGGUGCAAUAAGUGGACUUUGACUCAAAAUGGUAUUUGAGGUUGAGCAGUGUGAUUAAGAUUGUCGUCUGCUGUUUUUCCCCUUUACCGUACGUCUGUAAAGUGACUUGGAAAAUGGCCAACCAAAAUAGUGACAACGGAAUUGGAAGAUUUUAUGAAUCUUUCCAUGGGAACUGAAUUUUGGACACUUCAUUGGAAUUCAGGAUGUUAGUUAAAGGGAAUUAACUGGAAAUGUUGGGUAAUAUUUACACACAUCAUGAAGAAAAUAAAAAAUAUUUAAGUGUAAGCUAUGUAUGUUUUUGUUAAAAAGGUGGAACACUGAAGAUUAAAUACAAAUGAACACAAUUAAAGACGAACAAGAUAUCCUGUCAAAGUCCAUUAAUUCCCAUAAAACUUUCCAAAUAUCCCAGCUGUGCGCCAGGUCUUGAAAUAAUUGCCUUCCCAUAGACAUAUGCCACAAUUUUGCCUCAUGCUUCUCUCAAAAGGCUUGUGACAUCAGUGUAAAUGUGUGUAUGAUUUCAAGACAAACAUUUCAGUGUGCACUGCCAUUAUCUGCUCUGAGUCAGAUGGCCAACCUUUGGAACAAGCUAACAAGCUCCAGGUUGAGCAUAGCAUAACCCUGAUCUAUGUACGGUAACCAGAAAUAAAUAACAUCUCAGCUGUUUGUAAAACCACGCGGAAUGACCAUAAAGUAUACCUAUGACAAUAUAAAUGAGAUGCACUGCUACGGUAUUACCAGCAUUUAACGGGAAAGAGUUUUCUUCGAGUGCUAUGAUUUCAUUCGUCACGCCACUGCUGCCGACAUGCGACUUGACAGGGUGGUGGGCUCUUAACAUGAAUCUGCUGUGCCAUUUGCUUCAAGGGCUUGUUGGUGCGUGUGGAAUCUCUGUGCUCGGCUCCCUUCUCAGAGUGCGCUUGUAUGUUGAGGAGGAAAGCUGGAGUGACAAAGCUGCAUCUCGUCAGAGGAGGGUUAAAUGUGGAUUGGUGAGGAAUAUGCACUUUGUCUUUGUGCCUGGGAUUCUGGCUGCUGUCGGUUCGCGUGUGGCCUCACUGGUGGUGCUGGAAUUUUGUCUUCGAGCUGUCUCUGAUUGGAUUGCACGGGGACUAGACUCUCUAAAGUUGCUCCAGUGGCUCAUGAUUCAAAGCCAAUUCUCCCUGGGAUGUGCCCUUGGCUGCACACUACAACUCCUCCACAAAGGCGCUCCGCAUCGCUGGCUGUGCUCGCUGCUGGCUGCAGCGCUCGGCUAUUGGCUGGCCAGGAAGGCCUCGGCCUUAGAGUGGCACGUCGCGACUCUUUACAAGCUGCACAGCUCGCAACGCUACUGCGGCAUUUGCAUCACCCUGCUGACAUACAGCCGCGGCCCUCUGUUACUUCCCGUGCUGACAGCUCUAGUGAUCAUCAAUCAAUUCUUUCUGUCCGCAACAGAAGCACUUCGGUUUUGGACACCGCUUACGAUCUGUUACAGUCUGCUGGUGGUGUACAUGCAGGACGAGCAACAUGAUCUGCCAGCAAAACAGGCGCUGCUGAUCUCAGUGGUGGUGCGUCUCGGUGCAUUGAUGGUCCUGAUGUUGACUGUUGGACGCUGGGCUGAUAUACUCCACAUUCUUGUGUGUUUCCUGGGUGAGGCAAGCUGUCUGAUCCCCGCAACAGAUCUCCUGAAUGCAACCUCCUCACAGGAAUGAACAUAAUAGAUUUUUAAGGAUUCCCUUGGCCAGAUGGAGUGCAUUGUGAGAAUGUGACCAGCAGAGGUGCUGUUCGAGUAGAGUA
Hippocampus zosterae (dwarf seahorse) is the source of this 2545-nucleotide messenger RNA. It is a transcript of the gene tmem82, whose product is annotated as transmembrane protein 82. The record is from RefSeq and is a predicted model, not a curated record. Lineage: Eukaryota; Metazoa; Chordata; Actinopteri; Syngnathiformes; Syngnathidae.